Messenger RNA from Coprinopsis cinerea okayama7#130, 750 nucleotides. RefSeq lists its product as hypothetical. Bases 1 to 750 code for a protein of 249 amino acids. The record is from RefSeq and is a predicted model, not a curated record. The transcript is spliced from 7 exons. Gene Ontology annotation, biological process: lipid metabolic process. Lineage: Eukaryota; Fungi; Basidiomycota; Agaricomycetes; Agaricales; Psathyrellaceae.
AUGUCCUCUGGAAGCGCUUCGUUACAGGAAACGAGGGUCUCUGUGACCAAGCUCAAGGGAUCUGGAAACGCGCAAAUCGAUGUCGAUGUUACGUCUGUAGUCGAAGAUCUGGAGGUUAUAACCACGGCGGAUUCGGAAGGACCGGAUCCUACGCCUAUCUCUACUGAAAAGUACGAAGAACUGGUUCAUUAUUUCAAGUACGCCUCUUCGUCGUAUGCGUUGAUUUGUCCCCGGCCUUGUGGGAAUAAGCUUGUUUCUACGUUCUCAAAUGCGGUGACGGAUAUCCAAGGUUUCGUUGCACGGGAUGAGAAGAGGAAGGAGUUGGUCGUUGCUUUGCGCGGGAGUGCAUCCAUCGCCGAUAUAAUCCUCGACGCCAACAUUAUCCUCGUUCCUGCGCUGGCUCCUGGGAUCAAAGCACCCUUUCACAGCUGGAUUGGGUUGGAUCGAGUUCGGACUGACAUGAAGAUCAACCAGCAGGAGCUAGGAUGGAACUCGGUCGCCCUCCAAGUCCUCACCAUCGUCCAAACCCAACUCAAACGCCACCCCGAGAUCGAGGGCGUAGUGACGACGGGACAUUCGUUGGGAGGUGCGGUUGCGUUGCUCGGGGCGUUAAGUCUUGUCGGGAAGGUCGACGAGUCUGUUUCUCCUAUCAAAGAUGCCUGGAGGGAGGAGCUGACUCUCAUUUUGGGAUGUGAUAGGAAGGUUAGAACGUAUUCGUAUGGAUCGCCUAGAGCUGGGGUAGGUCUAUGA